AUGAUACUUAAUCAGAUGAGCCGGAAGAUGGAGAAUUAUCCAGCAUUCACCUAUGAUUUUGAGGUGAACUCUAAGGAUAGGCUCAUUCGUCUUUUCUGGUGUGAUCCCAUUGCUAAGAAGAAUUUCCAUCUCUACGGUGAUAUAGUAUCGUACUGCAUGAUAUUUGCACCGUUCACAGGAAAAGACAACCAUGUGAGACCUGUAUCAUUUGGUGCAGGCUUAUUAUCUAAGGAAAAUGCCGAUUCUUUCUCAUGGUUGUUUGAACGUUUUGUCAAAUACAUGGGUUUUGCACCAAAAUUGAGCAUUACUGAUCAGGAUUUGGGGAUGAAGGUUGUUGUGGAAAGAGUCCUUGUUGAUACAAGACAUCGAUGGUGCAUGUGGCACAUCAUGUUUAAGGUUGUGGAAAAGUUACGAAAGAAUCAACUUGGCAAUGAAGACUUGAAAAAGGAGUUAAAGAAUUGUGUGUGGUCUGAGUUGAUAGAGCCUGAAGAAUUUGAUGAAGCCUGGAAUAAAGUAAUGGAAAAAUAUGGGCUUAAGGACAAUGAAUGGUUUUCCUCGAUAUUUGCCUCACGAAAAUUUUGGGUACGUAUCCUUCUUUGGAAGCAUAUUUUCUAUAUGAUGAAGUAUUUUUGUCAUUAUGCUGAAACAUACUCCUCCAUCCCUGAAAAUUUAUCAUCUAUAUCUGCAUCUCAGAACAUAUUCUUCAAGAGGUACUCCAAGUCUCACUCUAAUCUUGUUGAAUUUCUUAUGAAUUACAACAAUGCAUUGGAUGUCCAAAAGAGCAACAACAACAGGCUUGAAUACUUGGAUUUUAAUAUGAUUCCAACUUUGAAAACAAAUUCAGCUCUUGUGAAGCAUGCGUCAACAAUCUAUAGUUACAGUGGUUUCAAACUAACUCAGAGUAAGAUUGAGGAAGCAGUCGAUAAUGUCACCAUGGUGACAGUGUCAAUCUUUGGUGAGAACGAGAUUUAUGUGGUCAACGACAAGUUCUCGAAGAACUGGACUAUGUCAUACUCCACUUCUUUUGAUUCAUAUGCAUGUGGUUGUAAGAUGUUUGAGAGGCUUGGGCUCUAUGCUGUUGUAACGAUUUUGUUGUUGAAGCUUUCAAGGUUGUUAUCUGCUAACAUCAACGAUGAACAAUAUUUGGCCCUCAAGCUCUGA
Messenger RNA from Salvia hispanica, 1161 nucleotides. The record is from RefSeq and is a predicted model, not a curated record. NCBI's taxonomy places the organism in Eukaryota, Viridiplantae, Streptophyta, Magnoliopsida, Lamiales, Lamiaceae.